Molecule: messenger RNA, 1422 nt
Organism: Plenodomus lingam JN3
Lineage: Eukaryota; Fungi; Ascomycota; Dothideomycetes; Pleosporales; Leptosphaeriaceae
Source: RefSeq, a predicted model, not a curated record
AUGGAUGCUGCCCAUGCGCAACCUCCCAACUAUCGCCAUGGCAGCAGCCAGGCGCUGUGGCCUGAGCAGCCUGUCCAGCUCGCUCGCGGCCGUCAACCGCGUGAUGCCCUGGCCAAGACGAUUCCCUACAGUGUUGCCUCGAUGGACAACUUCGAGACGUCAUUACGCGACUAUUUGAACAACCCACCAGACCUGCCAGAACACACCGAGGCCCAGCUGUCCUUUUAUAUUGGCGCCAGCUUCAUGGUCGCCGCCUCCACCCUCAACACCACGAAUGCCUCGUCACACACUCAGCCCCAGCAGACAUCGUCGCUGCCAGAGCCACCCUCGCAGCCCCACCACCAGCACCAGCAGCCGCAACACCAGCACCAGCAGCAACAACAGCAACAACCGAACAACCACCACCAACAACAACAUCAAAGCCAAAGCCAAAGCCAAAGCCAAAGCCAAAACCAACAGCGGCAGCAACACCCCAAGCCGCCCCCCGGCUACCUACCUGCCAAUGGCCUGUCCACACAAUAUACCGGCUCUUCGCAACCCUUUCACUCCGUCUCUAACCCUGCAACCGACCUGACGCUGCCCGACUUUGCUCAGCCCACCGAGUCGACCGAGACUACGAUCGUCAAUGGAGACAAGACCGACACCAGGGUCAGCCUCAGCAUCGUCGAGGCACUGCAGCCGACAUCGGACCCCAAGGAGAAGAUGCGCAAGCAGCGAGCCAUCGCCAAAUGUUGCGUCGACUCGAUACAGCGCAUCGACGGCUACCGCUACAGCUUCCACAAUUGCUGGAACAGCAAAGAGGACGACAGCUUCCGCUUCUCCUACUACUGCAACGAUUCGCUGCUCAACAAAGAUCGGGCCGCGAACGGCAAGGGCGCGAAGCUGGGGAAGCGUGCGACGAAGCCCGUAUACGACUGCAAAGGUGUCCUGUCCAUCAAGUUCUCGGCCACCAAGCAGACCUUGGAUGUCUUCUACAAGCACAUUCCACUACACAAAACGUAUGAAGAACGAGCCCCGCCUCCACGCAAAGACUCGAAGCGCCGCAAGUUCCUCGAGGAGCACGACCCAGAAGCCUUGACCCGCAUUGCAAGUCGGUCUCGGGAUGCGACCGUGGUCAGCGAGGAGCGUGAUGUAACGCCCAAGGCCAAGAAAAAGAGGGCUAAGCCAGACCCGCCUAAACCGUCCAACACGUCCCUCGAGAGUGAUUUGCGCGCACAAAGUCUGCGCUCGCUGUUAGAGCUCAUCCAGGUGGACCCAGUUGCAGCGCCAGGACCGACAACGCUGCCUGCGCCGCCCCAACCGCCGCCCUUUCAAGCGCCUCCACCGCAAGUCUUUCCAGAGUUCCCCGUGCCAGCGCUUGCGCAACCAACUCCGCUCCAAGACCAAGGUAUGGCCCUUUGGGACAUGGGCGACAUGGCUUGA